GAAUCCCCAGCUGGUAUGGCUAACCAAAACAGUGUUUAUCACCACCCUCUGGAGAUGGAAUGGCGUAAAUCAAUCUAGAAUAUUCAUAUCCCUCUACUGCAUUGAAACUUUGUCAUAAUGAAUUAUUACAAAGUAUUUGCACCCAUUUGAUGAAGGAAUAAGUUUGACUUAAAUUACCUUUCUCGAGGCAAGUCAGUGGAUUUUAAACUCUUCACAAACAAACUUUCAUAAAGAAAUUGUAUAUUUCUUGGACAUGAAAACUUAUAAAGCUUGUUGGUUGAUUGGUGAAUGAUGCAGACUGUUUUUAAAUGAUCGUCAAGAAUUUGGUUUAAAGUGAUCCUCACGUUUGAUAUUGUUUUUAGGUAUUAAAAGACUGUUUAGUGCAGCUCAAAGGACUACAGAGCACUGAGGAGGAUGACACAGAAGUUGAUAAUGAAGCCCGAGUCCAGCAGCUUAUGGAUGUGACAAGAGUGAGUGCCAAGUUGUCUCUUGUGGAAGGAGAAAAGAAUGAACUGGAUGCCAAAUAUGAAACAGAAGUCAAAGGAAGACGAGAACUUGAAGCCAAGAUUGGGUCCCUUCAACAAGAGGUUGACCUGGCACAAUCCAACUACAAGCAGGCCAAGAACAGCCUGGCUGAAGCACAGACCAAACUGGAGGUCAUGACAGAAUACUUCAAGAACAAAGAGGUGGAGUUACAGAGGAAACUUGGUCGUGAAGAGGCUCUGAGACUUCAGAGUGACUCGAAGCUAGAGAAUGCUGAUGGCAAAGCAGCAUCAGCUGAAGUUGAGAUCACCAACUACCGGACUCAGAUCAAAGAUCUCAAAGAGGAGUUGGAAAAAGCUGAAAGGAAUUUCAGAAAUCAAGUUGCAGCUCAUGAAAAGAAAGCACAUGACAGCUGGAUCUCUGCUCGCGCAGCUGAGAGGGAACUCCAGGAAGCUAAGAGAGAAGCUGCAAGUCUGAGACACAGAUUGACGGAGCUGGAAGGUCGACGAGCUAAGACUGACACAGCUCCCUUGUAUAAACCAUCUCCAUCUGGACGUGAAGGGAGUCCGCAGCCUGUGAAACAAGGUGUGCCCAGUAGGAACAGUCUCCUAGCUGACACUCCAUCACCACCUCACCUAGAUCCUGGUAGACCCUUGUCACCACGUAGACCCAACUACCAAGGUGACCUUCCCCCGUCGCCUCCAUUGGAUGGUGAUGUGGGCCCCUACCGACGCUCAUCUAGAUCAGGCAGGGACUCUGGUCCACCCCCACCAUUCCCGGAUGAUGGUCCGCCCCCUCCCCACCCAUCAAUGGGUAGAGCGCCCCCACAUGGACGUCACUCCCGAGGCCCUCCCUUGUCAGAGAUGGACUAUGACCCUCGUGAUAUGAGAGAACUGAGCCCUCCUCCGGACUUUGGAUAUGGCCCUCAUGGUCCACCUCCUCCGGACAUGGAUUUCGGUCCUCCCCCUUUCAGUGGACCUCCACCCCCUCUUCGUCACCCCUUCCCUCCCAGAGAUUUCCCACCUCAUCCUGAUGAUUUUGACCGCCGAGGACCCCCAUUAGACGAUCGUGAUUUUGGGCCUCCACCCAUGGAUGACCGUGACUUUGGUCCCCUUGGUGGAUACGGACCUCCACCGCCUGAUAUGGACUUUGGCCCUCGUGGCCCUCCACCACCUGGACCAAUGCAUGGUCCAGGGCCCUACCCAAAUGACAUGGGGCCACCUCCCAUGGAUAGAGGAGAACCUCCACCACCUAUGGGCCCUAGGAAUCCAGGCAUGAGACCAGGCAGUCGUGGUCCUUACCCACCCCCUGCUGGAGCCCCACCUCCAGGGGCUUUUCCCCUGAGUGGUCCUUCAUUUGGCACUCCAACAGGAUCGCAAAGAACAUCAACCCCAUUAGAUGGGACACCAGUCACACCCCAGACCAGACCCAGCUCCAGACCAAUUCAAGGACCUUAAAACCACCACUUUUACCAAAUCUCUCUAAACUUUUACUUGAAAUUCUUAGAGAUAGAACAUGCUCGUCUUAUCAGUUGGUAAAGGUGUAUGUGUUUUUAUGAACCAAAAACUUAUUUGUUGCUACUUAAAGAUGUCAAUUUAUGUCAUUACAGUGUGAUACCUACCCUUUUCAAAGCUUCCCAAUCAAAGCGUCUUAUAAUUUUAUUCCAUUUCUUAAUGAAGUAAUUCAGUUUAAAUUAAUGUUAAACAUUUUAUUUCUAAAAUAAGUUAAUUAAAAAAUAAGAUUUAAGUAAACCAAUAGGACUUUGAAUUUCCUUUUAGUUAUCCUGCUUGUCAGCCUUGAACCCUGAAAUAGAAAAAGAUUUAAAAGUUUACUCUAUCAGCUAGAUUAUGUAUUCCACAUCAAGAGACUUCUUGAAUAAAUGUGGAUAUGAAUUUGUUCCUUUUGUAACCCUCGUAAUUUUGAUUUGGUGCAGGCAUUGAAUAUGGAACCUUGUAUCAAACCUGAUAAUUUUUAAAGUAAGAUGUACUUCCAACUCCAUAGUUACCUUUGAACAAUUGUCCUCCUUUGAGUCUGAUCAGAUUUUUAGGAGCCCUGUUUCCUUCUGCUGCUACAUCUUUUCACAGAAUGCUGUUUGGAUAAAGCCAUCUUGGUUAGAGAAACUUGCUCUAAGAGUCAGGAGGCUGUCUUCAUUUACAUAAUCGUUAAGACCAUGAUUUGAAUCUCUUCCAGGGACCAUGUAUCCCGAGGCAAGGCACAACCAUAGCUGCUUCCUCCUGCCUAGAAUGAUAUGGAUGCCUAUUAGGGCGGAGUUAAUGAUUAGAAGUUGAAUCAGGGAUGUAUGUAUGACAUGACUUAUAUAUUGACCUGUUCACUAGUAUCACUCAUCUGUGAAAGUAUCCAAGAGUACUGAUAUUGAGGGUAAGCUCAACACCAUUGCUCCGAUGCACAUACUGUUAACAUGUGCAUUGAUAAUACAUGCACUAAUGCUGUGCAUUCAUGCAUGUCACUUUUUGAGAUGGUAGAACCAAUGCAUUCAUUAUCUGCACUCUGAUAAUCAAGUAAAGGUGUAAUCCGUACCAAUGCAAUGAAGAUACUGACGAAUGAUAGCGGAGAAUAAAAAGACUAGUGGGCUUUUAUACACGUAUAAAUGAUUCAAAGGACAACCCUUAAGCAUGCAUAUGUCAGGCAAAUAUUCUCCUCAUAUGGCAAAUAGCAUUUUGUUAAGUAGCACUUUGGAACAGGGCCCAUAUUAGUGCAAUAAUGUUAUUGAUCAUGUGGUUUACUGUAGAAACCAUUGUGAAUAUUCAUGACUGAAUGACAUGGUGCUUUUGAUACGCAUUGUACAUGUGAUUUAUGAUUGGUAACAGGGUACAGAAGUUUGUAUUUGUCACAACAUCCUGCAAGGUGCAACUCUAUAGAGCACAUGAUGCAAGAUAUGAGACGGAGAGAAUUCUUUUCAGACAUCUAGGGGCGAUGUGUUAGGUAACAAUAGUCCAGAGAGUGUAUAGUGAUUGGACAUUAGUGAUGGGGGGUACCCCUUUGUCUCAUUUCUUGCUGGUAACUAUAGAGAUGCACAUCUACUCUACCUAAUCCUUGGAAUAAAAACUACAGUAAAUUGGACAAAAUUAAGUCACUUCUAAUUUGGCAAAUUCCGUGCCCUUGCGAAGACAAGUGGUGUUAACUUUUUAAUUACUGUUUAAAUGUCUAAUGGGACUUGCUCACGUUGAGUUUUAGAUCACUUAAACAUUGCAGAAAAGUAAACACGGGGGUGUUAAGGCCAGAUUCACUGAAGGUUUUUAGAGCCAAUCACGUUAGUUUUUUUUCCAUGCAGCGUCCAGAAGGUGUCAAUUGACUGAGCCGUGCAUAAAACAAGCUGCUACAAUCAAUAUUUCAAGAUUUGAUACUUCAGUUGUCACUGAAGUUUUCCUUGACAGUUUUUAUUUUGAGACGUGGUCUCAAGUGUUUAAUGUGGUUAUGCUGAUUGAUUGUCUGUAGAGAGACUACUGCGCCAUCAUAAAUGCAACUUACAAACGUCGGUUGACUCUUGAAAUUUAGUGUUACAAUGCCAAGUUUGUUGCAAGAAAAUAAAGGCCUUCCCAGCUUAAUGUCGUCAAAAUGCGAGUUCUCUUCAA
Molecule: messenger RNA, 4076 nt
Organism: Acanthaster planci (crown-of-thorns starfish)
Lineage: Eukaryota; Metazoa; Echinodermata; Asteroidea; Valvatida; Acanthasteridae
Biological process (GO): endoplasmic reticulum to Golgi vesicle-mediated transport; protein secretion; vesicle cargo loading
Cellular component (GO): endoplasmic reticulum exit site; endoplasmic reticulum membrane
Molecular function (GO): protein binding
Source: RefSeq, a predicted model, not a curated record